AUGAGUAACCCCUCGCUCUUUGCAGGUGGGGUGAUCAGCUACGUGGGCUCCAGCGGCGCCUCUCCCACCCGGACCAGCCCCGUCUCCCUCUGCAGCGACAGCUCCAACGGCAGCUCCCAGUCGGGAUCCCAGCCCUUCCCCACGUACUUCCCCCCGUCGCCCACCGGCUCCCUCCAGGAUUCCCGCGCCUACGGCGGGGGCUCGCUGGCCCCCCAUGAGGACGGCUCCCCUUCUUCCUCCUCCUCAUCCUCCACCUCCUCCUCCUCCUCGUCGUACGGCUCCUCGGUGAACUUCCCCGGGGUGCAGCCGGUCCCCGCGGACGAGCGGCGCCGCAGUUCGCCCAGCAAAGCCGGCAGCACCGCGUGUCCCAUGAACAGCCACGUUCCCGGGCGCAGCGGGCGCUCCGUGCAGGAGAUCUGGGAGGAUUUCUCCCUCAGCUUCACCCCCGCCGUCCGCGAGGUCGUCGAGUUCGCCAAGCACAUUCCCGGCUUCCAGGCGCUCUCCCAGCAUGACCAGGUCACCCUGCUCAAGGCUGGCACCUUUGAGGUGCUGAUGGUUCGCUUCGCGUCGCUGUUCGACGUGAAGGAGCAGACGGUGACGUUCAUGAGCCGCACGCGGUACGGGCUGGAGGAGCUCUGGGCCAUGGGCAUGGGGGACCUGCUCGGGGCCAUGUUCGACUUCAGCGAGAAGCUCAGCGCCCUCGAGCUCAGCGAUGAAGAG
Messenger RNA from Manacus vitellinus (golden-collared manakin), 720 nucleotides. It is a transcript of the gene NR1D1, whose product is annotated as nuclear receptor subfamily 1 group D member 1. Gene Ontology annotation, molecular function: RNA polymerase II cis-regulatory region sequence-specific DNA binding; nuclear receptor activity. The transcript is spliced from 3 exons. The annotation marks the transcript as partial. Lineage: Eukaryota; Metazoa; Chordata; Aves; Passeriformes; Pipridae. The record is from RefSeq and is a predicted model, not a curated record. Gene Ontology annotation, biological process: cell differentiation; hormone-mediated signaling pathway; negative regulation of transcription by RNA polymerase II.